Molecule: messenger RNA, 1880 nt
Organism: Cephus cinctus (wheat stem sawfly)
Lineage: Eukaryota; Metazoa; Arthropoda; Insecta; Hymenoptera; Cephidae
Product: cleft lip and palate transmembrane protein 1-like protein
Exons: 9
Coding region: 169-1791 (540 amino acids)
Cellular component (GO): endomembrane system; membrane
Source: RefSeq, a predicted model, not a curated record
GCCAACAUGGCAACCACUCUUGUUAACUAUCGCCGGUAUAAACGUGGCUCCAAGCAACUCAACCUUCCAUGUUGACUAUAAGUCCUGCUGAAAUUUAUUAAUAUAUUUAACUUAUAAAGAAAUUACAUCCUUUUAUUAUUUAUUCAGGUAAACUACAUCCGAGAAAAGAUGAAGUGGCCAUCAAUCAGUUUAAUCAUUUCUGUUAUAUUUUUGGGGUACAUUGCACAUUCUAUUUAUACUAUUUCUCUCUUAUUUGUACCACCAUCCUGUGAAUCUGGAAAAACAUGUCUGACUUCCUAUUUGAGUACAAAACCAGAUUUGCAAUUACAUAUGUUCACUUCUACGAUGGGACGGCCAUUACAAAAAGAAGUUGUUCCUGUAUACUCUGUGUCACAUUUUGAUUAUUCCCAGGAACAAAGCAUCCCUAUCAAUCUAGAAAUUCCAAAAAGAACACAACAAAAUGGUACUCUCUUUUUGCACAUAAUGGUACUUCCCAAAUCUUCCAAAUAUAACAACUCUUUCAACGAUCUUCAAAAGGAUCCAUUCAUGGUGUACACUAGAAUAAAAAUGACUCAGUAUGCCAUUCCUCAGGCGGCAGUAUUCAAGUUACUUGGUGAAAAAGAUCGAGUGGAGCGUAAGAGAAAAGAGAGUUAUGUUAAGCCAGUCUCCCAUCUAAAGACUCGCGUUACAUUCACAAUAAUGACGGACGACAUUCGGCUACCUGCCAAUAAUCUACCCCUUGAGCUCUCAAGGGAUAUAAGAGUAACUCGAGAGGGAAUGUUUCUGCCCAUUAUUAACUACGAUUUCCUACAAACAAGGCACAAGGAUCUCGUGCGGAUUAUUCCAGAAAAUCGUACUAUCGACGUUAAAGUAAAAUACAGUCCAGUAUCCUUGGGAAAACUGAGAUUAGUGCUCCAUGUCGAGGCAGCUAUGUAUGGCUUGAAGAGCUUAGGCUUCUCGGAUAAGGACGUUAACGAGGUUAAAGGUAUCUUCGCUGAUACAAAUCUUUACCUCUUGGCUGGAACCAUCUUCAUAGCAGCGAUGCACCUUCUCUUUGACUUCUUGGCGUUCAAGAAUGAUGUAAGCUUUUGGAGAAGCAAGAAUAAUCUUGCUGGACUCAGUGUGAGAACUGUUCUGUGGAGAGCUUUCAGUCAGGCUAUAAUUUUUUUUUAUCUUCUGGACGAGGGUUCGUCUCUACUUGUCCUCAUCCCAGCAGGAGUUGGAACAGUGAUUGAGUUGUGGAAGUCUAAGAAGAUCCUACGGGCUGAAUUCGUAAAAGGUCCUGGUAUAAUUCCAAGGAUUAGGUUUAAUCCCACGGAGAAGAAUUCAGCAGAGGCGCGGACACGUGAAUUCGACGCAGAAAGUAUGCGUUAUCUCAGCUAUUUAUUGUACCCACUAGUAAUAGCAGGUGCUUCCUAUUCCCUGUUGUACCAACCACACAAAAGCUGGUACUCGUGGUGCAUAAAUUCUCUAGUAAAUGGUGUCUAUGCCUUUGGCUUCCUGUUCAUGCUGCCGCAACUGUUUGUAAAUUACAAACUAAAGUCUGUCGCUCAUUUACCCUGGCGAGCUUUUAUGUACAAAGCCUUUAAUACAUUCAUCGACGACAUCUUUGCGUUCAUCAUAACAAUGCCAACGGCCCAUAGGGUCGCCUGUUUUCGUGAUGAUGCCGUGUUCCUGAUUUAUCUUUACCAGAGAUGGUUGUAUCCCGUAGACAAGAGUCGUACCGAUGACUCUGUCCCGAUAAGCGAGGAACUUCGUGGCAAUACGACAUCCUCCAAGAAGAAAGAUUAAAUAUUUUUAUGCACAUUCUAGACAACACAUACUGUCGAAGAAUCGUCUUGAAGACAUCUAAUGCGACAAAGGUUGUCUUUUAGGCAUCU